CACGGUUACCGGAGAUAGUGUUUGUACUGCAGCAGAAGGAUCUUCCAAAGUUCAAGAGAAAGGGAGGCGAUAUCUUUUAGUAGCACACAUUAUCCCGUACUAAAGCUCUCUGUGGCUUCCAGUUCGUUUUAACCCAUUUAGAUAACAGGCAACUAAACUAUUCAUCAAGUCGAACACUGGUGAAGCUGUGAAGCCCCAUCAAUUCAAGGCAACAAAUGACGAGGGAAUGCCAAUGUACCGGAGACCCUUCAUGAGGGGGAAGCUCUACAUCCACAUUACGGUGGACUUCCCGGAUUCACUGACACCAGAUCAGUGCAAAACUCUCGAGGCUGUGCUUCCUCCAAAACCUGUAUCCCAGAUGACCGACAUGGAGCUGGAUGAGUGCGAGGAAACAACAUUACAUGAUGUUAACGUGGAGGAGGAGAUGAGUAGGAAGCAAGCUCAGGCUCAGGAGGCAUACGAGGAGGAUGAGAAUGAUGAUGAUGAUGAUGAUGAUGAUGAUGAUGUCCGUGGAGGUGCCCAGAGUGUGCAGUGCGCUCAGCGAUAAGCAGAACCAAUCGACCUCAGUUCGCAUUUAGUUUACUACUUAUGAGCUACUCUCACAACCAUCUUCACCAUGGUACUCUCAUAGAGCAAAGCUCUGUGACUUGAAACUGCAGGCCAUUCACGACCUUGUGCAUGCGCA
Molecule: messenger RNA, 685 nt
Organism: Musa acuminata AAA Group (dessert banana)
Lineage: Eukaryota; Viridiplantae; Streptophyta; Magnoliopsida; Zingiberales; Musaceae
Product: dnaJ protein homolog 2-like
Exons: 2
Coding region: 227-547 (106 amino acids)
Biological process (GO): protein refolding
Cellular component (GO): cytoplasm; cytosol
Molecular function (GO): Hsp70 protein binding
Source: RefSeq, a predicted model, not a curated record